CCCUCCCAAUCAUGUGAUUCAGGUGUUCCAAUCACCUCCAUGGCCACAGGUGUAUACAAUCAUCACCUAGGCAUGCAGACUGCUUCUACAAACAUUGGUGAAAGAAUGGGUCGCUCUCAGGAGCUCAGUGACUCCAAGCGUGGUCCCGCGAUAGGUUGUCACCUGUGCAAUAAGUCCAUCCGUGACAUUUCCUGGCUACUAAAUAUUCCACGCUCAACUGUUAGUGGGAUUAUAACAAAGUGGAAGCAACCGGGAACAACAGCAACUCAGCCACCAAGUGGUAGGCCACGUCACAUGACAGCUGGAUCAGCACAUUCUGAAGAGCACAGUGCGCAGAACUCGCCAACUGUCUGCAGAAUCGAUAGCUAAAGACCUCCAAACUUCGUGUGGCCUUCAGAUUAGUGUGUAGAGAGCUUCAUGGAAUGGGUUUCCGUGGCCGAGCAGCUGCAUCCGAACCUUACAUCACCAAGUGCAAUGCAAAGCGUCAGAUG
Messenger RNA from Staurois parvus, 491 nucleotides. The record is from the annotation of a GenBank genome assembly. Lineage: Eukaryota; Metazoa; Chordata; Amphibia; Anura; Ranidae.